Ctenopharyngodon idella (grass carp) is the source of this 3137-nucleotide messenger RNA. It is a transcript of the gene rubcnl, whose product is annotated as rubicon like autophagy enhancer. Gene Ontology annotation, cellular component: intracellular membrane-bounded organelle; autophagosome membrane. Bases 123 to 2174 code for a protein of 683 amino acids. Gene Ontology annotation, biological process: autophagosome-lysosome fusion; autophagosome-endosome fusion; autophagosome maturation. The record is from RefSeq and is a predicted model, not a curated record. The transcript is spliced from 12 exons. NCBI's taxonomy places the organism in Eukaryota, Metazoa, Chordata, Actinopteri, Cypriniformes, Xenocyprididae. Gene Ontology annotation, molecular function: phosphatidylinositol phosphate binding.
ACACCAUGAGCAGUUAAAUAAUCACCGUUUAGUCACUUAUUAACACUUCUUACAUUCCAAAAAUCAUAAUGAACUGAAUGUAUAAUUUCCUGCAUUAAAGUACUUCAGAAGAGCUUCUAAGAAUGCUAGGAAUUUGCCAUUUCCACGGUCUGCCCUUUCCUGUUUCCUAUUUUAGCUGCUCUCCUGCCUCCAAGCUGAGGGGAGUGCGGAGGAAUUCACGGGGAACGGAAGCAGAUCUCCCGCUCAGUGAACAUUCCCAACUGUCAUCUUGGCUUUUCCUGCAGCCGUUCAUGACUAGUGGUGAUGACCAAAUCUUUCCAGCAAAUGCUGGUAGUAGCAGCAGUAUUGUCAGAGAGCAGCAUUUUGUUAACUGGUUAGUGAAUUCUGAAUUAAACGAGGAUCAUUCUGACAGCACUGAUGAUGAGGAUGAUGAUAUUGAUGAAAGUGGACUGAAGGUGUGCGAAUGUAACACUCCAGUCAGUGAAUGGGAUUCAGACCUACUCGACCCUGAGGAACAGUACCAUCUACCCCGGAGCAGCCCUGUCAUAUCCCGCAAGCGGCAUAACACAGAGACAAAACAACAGUCUGAUCGGUCUUUGACACCUCCAAUAUGGGAACUAUCCAUCUCUCCAGUGAUGAAAUCCAACUAUUCAAGUGCACAUAGAAUUAGUCCCUCAGAGAAAGACAGAAACCUUGAUCACUGUGAUUCACCCAAGGGCUCUUCAGGACGGACAGUGUUCCUCACAGGUAAUCAUGGCAGAGGAAUUUCACACGUCUCUCAGCACACUCAGCUUCACAGCCGGUCUUUAGUUUCUAGACGGUUACAUGAGGAUUUCCAGUCAAAGACUAAAAGAAGAGCCUGCUCUGACAUCCCACCAGCUUCUGCUCAGACGAGCUCAGACCGAGCUAAGAAACAUGGAUCAUGUGUUGAUGUACACAGCACUGAAGAUCUCUACAGUUUGGACCAGGAAAAUGCUCAUUUUGUAGUUGUGGAUAUGGUACUGGAAGUUCUGGAGGCGGUGAAAUGGGUUUUGUGUCUGCAGCAGUUAAAAAACACACAUCCUCAUCAAAACAGAUGUGAAACACACAAUACUUCAAAAACAGACUCAAUCACUUCAUUUGACAGCGGGUUUGAGGAUGACAGCGCCCCCCAACUAUCUUCAAACAGAUACUCCCUGGCUUCAUUUCAGAGUUGUCUCCAGAGCUCCAGAAUGCAGUGUUCUGCUGAAGAUCUAGCCCAUCAUUUGGUGUCAGAGUUCAGGAAGCAGUGGUUCCCCUCUGAGCUACUGCAAAACCCUGUUAACCUCAACUCUGCUCUGCAGGAAGUCGCUUUCCCUAUUAUAGCAGAGGACAGAAUCAGCAUAAGUGAAGAGAUCAUGCAGAAGACCAGAAUGAGAGGAGCAUUAACCUGGGCUCCACCCAAAUUUAAAAUCAUCUUCUAUGUCCAGCCAACACACAGACGCAGUGACAUCAUCGCUUCGCAGCACUUCCUGUGUGCAGGUUGUGGUACUAAAGUCGAGCCCAGGUAUAUAAAGAAAUUGCGGUAUUGUGACUACCUGGGUAGAUACUUUUGUGAUGGCUGCCACGGUGGUUUGGAAUCAGUGAUUCCAGGUCGGGUUCUGAAUAACUGGGAUUUUGCACGGUAUCCGGUCUGCCAUUUUUCCAGACAGUUACUGGACUCUAUAUGGCAGCAACCGCUUUUCAAACUUACAAGUGUGGCCAAAAACCUGUACAGCCAGGCCAAAGAGCUACAGCGUUUCAGAGAACUACAGGAACAACUAAUAUCCAUCAAAAAGCUUCUGAGUACAUGCAGACUAUCAGCUGGAGUCCUUGAUGAGUUUAAACAACUUCCUGCUCACCUGAUGCAGGAACUCCACCUCUUUUCCAUAGAAGACCUCAUCAGGGUGAAAAAGGGUCAGCUCUGUACCAUUGCAAAAGCCUUGCUGCAGUCUGCAGUUGCUCACAUAGAUCUUUGUGAGCUGUGUCAGGCCAGAGGUUUUAUCUGUGAGUUCUGUCAUGGGAAGGAAGUGCUUUUCCCUUUUCAGAGAGACACCUGCACCCGCUGCCAAGAUUGCAAAGCCUGUUUCCACAUCUCAUGUUUCCGUGAUGAAUCAUGUCCCAAAUGUGCCAGACUCCAGAAACGAAAGAAACUCCAGGAAGACAUCAGUUUAUGAAAUCUACAUGUCUCUUGCUGCAUUUUAAAUCUGCAUGCAAACAUUCAGGUCUUCAGAGUUUCUUGAACUGUUCAAUACUUGAUAUAUGACUGACAUAUGUAAUUGUGUAAAACACAGAUGAAUGGUCUUUUCAUAAUUAUAAUAUGUCCUGUUAAUGUUUACAUAUUUCAAUUAAGUAACAAGCAUUACCAAGUAUGAUCAGAGACCUGCCAACCUCUGCUAUGUUCAUAUUUUUAUUGGUUACACAGAAUCAGGAUUAAUUAAUGUGUCAGAAAAUGUGAUCACUAUACAUUUGAAAACACACAGCUGAAAUCUGUACAUUAAAAUUCAUCUGUGCACAAUUAUUCUUCUGACAAGAUACAAAAUGUUCUCACUCAAGACCCCUGGAGUUGAUAAUAUAGUCAAAUUCCAUUCUAGUAUUGGGUGUUUUUAAAAUAUGGGCACUUUUAGAAAAUUACAUCUCCUAAAACACAUUUCACACUCAGUAGUUUAUUCUUUAAUUUUGUGAAAUUCAUUUCCACCACAGGGUAAUUUCCACCACAUCUCAAAUUUUAGAUGUUUCAAUGCAUUCUGUAGUUAAAAUUACUUUUUUUUUUUUUUUUAACAUUUUUAAAUAAAAUGGCAGACUUGCAAAUGCUGCUUUGACACUGUUGUCUCCUUGGCAAACAAGCACACUAACUUUAACCUUUACAUGGGGGCAAACUGAUUGGCAUGGUACAGCUCAACUGUGGGGUAGACUGAUUUAUACUGAUAAGUCCUUUUCACAAACGUUAAAAUAUUUAAAUGUUUUAUGUUUAAGUCGUUGUUUAGAUCAUCAUAGUUUAAAUGUGAUAAUAUCAUUUAAUAUUAAUGUAUUAUAUUUCAAAUGUACAUAUGUUUAAGAUUUAAAGCCUGGAUCAAGUGUAAAACAAUAAUCUACAUCUAUAAUAAAACAUCCUAUUAUUUUUAAAAUUGAAAAGAAAA